UCUUUCUCCAGCUUUUUUUUCUAAUCUUGAACUUUUCAACUUCUUCUUUCUUCGCUGUGUGGAAGAAAUUCAUCAGCCAGCCAUGUCGAAUAUAGCACCUCAAGUGCUCAGGCAUGCCUCCCGGGCAUGCUCGCGGCGCCUGUCGCUGUCAGCUAGCUUGGUCAGACCAGCAUACAGUGCCAGGACAGUCACUGGUUCCAGUCCUGGUGGUAGGAGGUAUGUGUCAGGCUCGCAGAGGCACAAUGCCCAAGCCCAGACGACAGUUGAGUCUGCUGUCAAGACAGAGCAGAAGGCAUCGGUCCCAGGCACUGCUGUUACUGGCGAUGCCCUAGCCAAUCCGUCUGCUGGUAUCUUGAAACAGGCUACAAUCAUGGAUGAAGGAAAUCGACCGAUAUAUCUGGACAUGCAAGCCACAACCCCUACUGAUCCCCGAGUUCUUGAUGCGAUGCUACCGUUCCUCACCGGACUCUAUGGUAACCCUCACUCGAGAACCCAUGCCUACGGCUGGGAGACGGAGAAGGCAACCGAGCAGGCUCGGUCACACGUUGCCACUCUCAUCGGGGCGGAUCCAAAGGAAAUUAUUUUCACCAGCGGGGCUACUGAGAGCAACAACAUGAGCAUCAAGGGUGUGGCUCGGUUCUUUGGCCGGUCAGGCAAGAAGAAACACAUCAUCACCACUCAGACGGAACACAAGUGCGUUCUCGACAGUUGCCGACAUCUUCAGGACGAGGGCUUCGAGGUGACCUAUCUGCCGGUUCAGAGUAAUGGUUUGAUCAAAAUCGAAGAUCUCGAGGCUGCCAUUCGACCUGAAACGGCACUGGUUAGCAUCAUGACCGUUAACAACGAGAUUGGUGUCAUUCAGCCCAUGAAAGAGAUUGGGGCCCUUUGUCGGUCAAAGAAGGUCUUCUUCCAUACUGACGCUGCCCAAGCUGUUGGAAAGAUACCCGUUGACGUAAACGCGUGGAACGUUGACCUGAUGUCCGUUUCUGGCCACAAGUUGUAUGGACCCAAGGGAAUUGGAGCAUGCUACGUUCGACGUCGUCCUAGAGUUCGCAUCGACCCUCUCAUUACCGGCGGUGGCCAGGAGCGCGGAUUGCGUAGUGGAACUCUCGCUCCUCCCCUGGUCGUUGGAUUUGGUGAAGCCUGCCGGCUCGCCAAGGAAGAAAUGGAGUAUGACUCGAAGCGAAUCUCAGCUCUCUCCCAGCGACUUCUCACCAGUCUUCUUGCCCUUGAGCACACAACCCUCAACGGUGACCCUAACCGACAUUAUCCAGGUUGUGUAAAUGUAUCAUUUGCCUAUGUUGAGGGCGAAUCGCUCCUCAUGGCCCUCAAGGACAUUGCCUUGUCAUCUGGCAGUGCCUGCACUUCUGCCUCUCUUGAACCUAGCUACGUACUUCGUGCACUCGGAAACAGUGACGAAAGCGCCCACAGCAGUAUCCGAUUUGGCAUUGGUCGAUUCACCACCGAAAGCGAGAUCGACUAUGUGAUCAAGGCAGUUAAGGAGAGAGUCACAUUCCUCCGUGAGCUUAGCCCACUGUGGGAGCUUGUGCAAGAGGGUGUCGACUUGAACACCAUCGAAUGGAGCCAACAUUGAUACCAAACUAUCUUUAUGCUUUCGCUCUCCUACCUCACUGCCAUCGCCUUUCUCGUCCCAACUAACUUAGGUACUUCUACUAUCUCAACAAGCAUGCAUCUUGUUCCAAAUACCCAUGUGUAUAUUUCUUAACUAAUAUGGUGCUUGAUCCCGGAAAACAUUCUCACUGGUGAUCAGUUGCAGCAACCAACCCGCUUACAGUGGCUCCGGCCUUCUUACAUGUCAGUUCGGCCUCUUUAUGCUUCUCUUUUUGUUAUGGGACAUCCAUUGAAGUGGCAACUCUCCUGGCAAAAUAUGUACCAUAGCCCCUGGUGAUGAUAACUAUUCAAUCAAUCUUUUUUUUUUUUUUUU
Messenger RNA from Trichophyton rubrum CBS 118892, 1945 nucleotides. Its product is annotated as cysteine desulfurase, mitochondrial. The coding region runs from base 83 to 1594 and encodes 503 amino acids. The transcript has 2 exons. Lineage: Eukaryota; Fungi; Ascomycota; Eurotiomycetes; Onygenales; Arthrodermataceae. The record is from RefSeq and is a predicted model, not a curated record. Gene Ontology annotation, cellular component: nucleus; mitochondrion; cytosol. Gene Ontology annotation, molecular function: pyridoxal phosphate binding; cysteine desulfurase activity. Gene Ontology annotation, biological process: [2Fe-2S] cluster assembly.